Scaptodrosophila lebanonensis is the source of this 1670-nucleotide messenger RNA. RefSeq names its product lysosomal acid phosphatase-like. NCBI's taxonomy places the organism in Eukaryota, Metazoa, Arthropoda, Insecta, Diptera, Drosophilidae. The transcript has 6 exons. Gene Ontology annotation, biological process: dephosphorylation. Bases 386 to 1573 code for a protein of 395 amino acids. The record is from RefSeq and is a predicted model, not a curated record. Gene Ontology annotation, molecular function: phosphatase activity.
CAGAUUUAUUGCCUUUCCAAGGCUGGGGUACGAUCGAUAUUAAAUAAUUGUGUACCUCAUUCGCUACUGGGUCCAUGACAGCUAAUUUAAUUAUUACAUGUUUGCUUGCACUCUACCACGCUGUUCGUUUAGGCGCUCUCUCUCUCUCUAGUUUUUGCUCUCGCCAGCUCAUGUUGUUGGGAUUGGAGCAACAAAGCUUAUCUCUCAGUUGGUACUGAGCAUUUGCUGUUGUUGGUUGUGGACGUUGGCGUCUACGACGUGCGCCGUGGGCUAGAAAAGAAAUUAACACAAAAUAAACAAAAACUAUUUUUAGGCUGUGAAAUCGAAAAUUGCAGUGCAUAAUUUUAAGACUGCACCACUAAAACACGAUUUCAUAAUUAGGACAAUGCCGCCAGUCGACUGCAAAUCACAUCGCGGCACCAAAAUAUCGGUCAUCCUAUUGGGCAGCGCCCUCUGCUUUGUUAUGAUGGCAUAUUUUGUGUUUGGGGACAGCAACGAUGAGCAGGGCUUGCGGAAUCUACGCAUGAUAUCCAUUCUGUUUCGUCAUGGAGCCAGGAAUCCGACCGAGUUCUAUCCGAAUGAUCCCCAUGUGGCGCACGAUUGGCAGGCUGGUCCAGGCGCACUCACAAGGGUUCACUGCAGGCCUACAAUCUGGGAAAGAAUAUGCGCAUGCGCUACUAUCGGCUACUGCCCUCCAAUAGCAUCUACACACAACAGCAGAUUCAUGUGCUCAGCUCGGCCGCGGAGUGGUGUGAUGAGCGCACAGAGCGUGUUGGCCGGCUUCAUGCCACCGCUAGAGAACAAUAAUGUAUUGCCCAUACCUUGGCAGCCGGUAGCGAUAAAUACGUUGGCCCGCAGCGACGACAUUCUGCUUGCCCAGAAGAAGCCUUGUCUGAAGUAUGACACCAUAUUGCAAAAGCUGUACAAGAAUCCGCCCAAAGAUCUGCAGAGAUUGAACGAGGAAAACAAGGAGUUGUACAAGUUGCUCACAAAAAACACCGGAAAGAACAUUUCAACAGUGCUCGAUGUUGAGAUGCUCUACAACACACUGAAGACCGAAGAGGAGGCCAAUCUAGUGCUUCCAGAUUGGACAGAAAAUAUCUGUCCAGAGUCCAUGAAACCGCUAGCAGAGCGCAGCUACACACUUCACCGAAACGAAUCUCAUGAAGCGGAUCAAAGGUGGUGCGUUUCUCACCGACGUAGUCAAGAAAAUGCAGAACAGCGUCGAAAGAAUUUAAAUCCGGACCGCAAGAUAUUUUUAUACGCUGGCCAUGACGUGACAAUGGUCAAUGUUAUGAACUCACUAAACAUAUUGGAUCAGACGGCAAACUUGCCAGAUUAUGCCGCUGCUCUAGCCUUUGAACUGCAUCACAGCAAAUCCUUCAGCGAUGAUGAUUUCGAGGUUAAACUCGUGUACUACUACAACAGCGAGGACAAGUUUCCCAAAGAGUUGAUCAUACCCAAUUGCGAUGCACCCUGCUCCCUAACGCAAUUCGCCAAAUCGCUGAAUGCUUUGCUGCUGGACAACUACGAUGAGACGUGUGAGAAUCCGACGCCAGAUUGCAAGGCAUAGGGCGCUCUUUGUUUCUGACUGUGAAAUAUUCAAAAAUGUAGGUGUUAUUGUUGGAACUGUGCUAGUAAAAGGUUUUAAAUACAUACAUCAUACGACA